This is a messenger RNA of Microthlaspi erraticum, 1644 nucleotides long. The record is from the annotation of a GenBank genome assembly. Lineage: Eukaryota; Viridiplantae; Streptophyta; Magnoliopsida; Brassicales; Brassicaceae.
AUGGCAGUCUUGACCUCACUCAAUCACUUUGUCUCUCUCACUCGUUUCCCUUCUUCUUCUUCUUCUUCCUUCUUCUCCUCUUACGCUCACCGUCUCUUCCUUUCUCCAUCGAUAUCCUCUUCUUCAAUCAGAAGAUUCAAUCUCUUUUCCCUCAAACCAUCUCGAUCCUUCGCAAUCAUGUCGUCUUCUACCCCACACGGUGCUGAUUCUCCUCAUCAAGAGAAAACCACCACCGCUCCUUACGGCUCCUGGAAGUCUCCGAUCACCGCCGACAUCGUUUCCGGAGCUUCAAAGCGUCUUGGCGGCACCACCGUCGAUUCUCGCGGCCGUUUAGUCUGGCUCGAGUCUCGCCCCAAUGAAUCCGGGAGAGGUGUUUUGGUGAUGGAAGGAGAAAAACCUGGAGAUGAACCAAUCGAUAUCACACCAAAAGAGUUCGCUGUGAGGACUUUAACUCAAGAAUACGGUGGUGGUGCUUUCCGGAUUUCAUCAGACGACGACGCACUUGUUUUCUCCAAUUACAAGGAUCAGCGACUUUACAAGCAGCACAUCACUGACAAAGAUUCAUCGCCGAUGCCGAUUACUCCAGAUUAUGGUGCACCAGCUGUAACUUAUGCAGAUGGAGUCUUUGAUGCACGAUUGAAUCGUUACAUUACUGUUAGGGAAGAUGGUCGCCAGGACAGAUCAAACCCAAUUACAGCGAUAGUGGAGGUCAGUUUAAGUGGAGAGACACUUGAAGAACCUAAAGUACUCGUGAGUGGCAAUUACUUCUAUGCAUUUCCACGCUUGGAUCCCAAGGGUGAGCGACUGGCAUGGAUUGAAUGGAGUCACCCUAAUAUGCUUCAUUUCCGAAAGCGGAUUGAAAAUACCAAUGAGGUUGUUUCUGUAUAUCCUCUCGAUGGUGAGUUUGCAAAACCACUAUGGGGUUUCGGCACAAACUGCUAUGAGAUAAUCGAGUGCUCUGAAGAGAAGAACAUAAUUGCAUGUAGCUAUAGGCAGAAAGGGAGGUCAUAUCUUGGCAUUUUGGAUGAUUCGCAGGGUUCUUGUUCUGUGCUCGAUAUUCCUUUAACCGACUAUGACAACAUUGUAACACUGGAUCAGCAGAAGAUGAAAGCACUCAGUUCUGAGAUUGUUUGGUCUUCUUCACCUGAUGUUUUGAAGUACGAGGCUUUCUUCAGCGUGCCAGAGUUGAUUGAGUUCCCAACAGAGGUUCCUGGUCAGAACGCUUAUGCUUACUAUUAUCCUCCAACCAAUCCGCUAUACAAUGCUAGCAUGGAAGAGAAACCUUCGUUGCUAGUGAAGAGUCACGGAGGACCAACUGCUGAAUCACGUGGAUCCUUAAAUCUAAAUAUCCAGUACUGGACAAGUCGAGGAUGGGCAUAUGUUGAUGUCAACUAUGGUGGAAGCACAGGUUAUGGUCGAGAGUAUCGAGAGCGGUUGUUACGGCAGUGGGGGAUUGUCGACGUUGAUGACUGUUGUGGCUGUGCUAAACAUUUGGUGUCUUCUGGAAAGGCAGAUGUUAAGCGGCUCUGUAUAUCUGGAGGUUCCGCAGGAGGCUACACAACUCUUGCAUCAUUGGCAUUCAGAGAUGUAUUCAAGGCCGGAGCGUCCUUAUACGGGGUGAGUAACAGAACCAUUACAUAUUAG